Messenger RNA from Physella acuta, 1313 nucleotides. Its product is annotated as ficolin-1-like. The record is from RefSeq and is a predicted model, not a curated record. NCBI's taxonomy places the organism in Eukaryota, Metazoa, Mollusca, Gastropoda, Physidae.
GCUACUGGCAAAUUGAAAAUGUUGUUCCAAGUUUGUUUCAUCUGCUGCCUGGUCACAGUUUUUCAAAACAUUCAUGCAGCCAAUGCCAUUGAAUAUACAAACAACAAAACAGUGCAGGCAACUCUAGCUUUGUCCAUCCCAACUGCACCAGACACGUGCCGGGAUGUGGUCAGUUCUUCACCCAGACCAGUGGUCAUCCUGUCAAGUAGACUUGAGGUGAUGUGUGACACACAGACAGACGGGGGAGGAUGGAUGGUGAUACAGAGAAGAUUCAACGGACAAACAGAUUUCUAUCGGGGGUGGGAGGAGUACAAGUAUGGGUUUGGAGAUGUGGAUGUCGGAGAAUUUUGGCUGGGCAACGAGAACAUUCACCGUCUGACGUCACAAAGACGAUACGAGCUGAGGGUCGAUUUUAAAUUUAACAACACGGACUACUUCGCUAAAUAUUCAAGGUUUAGCGUGUAUGGAGAAUUGGAAGGCUAUAGGCUAAAGGUCAGUGGUUACUCAGGUAACGCCGGGGAUUCUCUGAUAAGCGCACAUAACAACCAGAAGUUUAGCACGUUCGACAGAGACAGCGACACCCAUACCAAAAACUGCGCGGAGGUCUUCCACGGUGCCUGGUGGUACAGCGGAUGUCAACACUCAAAUCUGAACGGACUGUGGGGAAACAAUGAGUACGGCAAGGGACUGACCUGGUUCACAACAACAAAUUACUACGCGACUGCAACAUCCGUAGAGAUAAAGAUUAGACCGAUUUAGUUAGGAAAAGUGUUAAGGAUCUUUAAAAAUGUAUGUGUUGUUUAACAGAAUUUAUACAAUACAUGUGUAAUAAAAUAUCUAUUUUGCAAAUGAAUUACAUUUAAAAAACACCUUUCAAAAUGUUAUAUUAUGAUACAGUUACAAUUUGUUUAUAUCAAUGUAAUCAAUGUAUUCUUAUUACUAUUUUAUUUUUACCUAAAGAAACGCAAUGUGAAAUAAAUAAUUUACUUAAGAACGUUCAUUUCGAAAUAAAACGAAACUAUUUUCGUUAAUUAAGGCAAUAGAAAAACAUAAAGUAUAAGAUGCUGCCUAUUGUUUCUUUUUAUAAUGUACGUUUUUUUUACACAGAAGAUAAACAGAUAUAAUCAUAUACAUACAGUUAGCCUCACGUGUACAAUUUUUAAAUUCUUGUUGCUGUAACCACCAAUAGUGAAAAACAAACCCGAAAACUGAAGCCUAACAUCAAACUCGUCUUGCCUCAACGUUAAAAUUAAAAUUGAAUAAAUGUAUCCAUUACAAUGAUAUAUUUUUUUAUUAAACAUAUAGAAUAUUGA